This is a messenger RNA of Coniosporium apollinis CBS 100218, 945 nucleotides long. RefSeq lists its product as uncharacterized. NCBI's taxonomy places the organism in Eukaryota, Fungi, Ascomycota, Dothideomycetes. Bases 1 to 945 code for a protein of 314 amino acids. The record is from RefSeq and is a predicted model, not a curated record. The transcript has 3 exons.
AUGUCUUCAGACAACUAUGUCCAACCUCAUGCCUGUCCCAAGCUAGCCCUGCUACUUACCGAAUACGCUAUUGCGACAUCCAUCGCAUCACACCUUACUACCAAGGACUUGCUCAAUCUCUCUCGCACCUCAAAGCACGUCCACCAGCACCUUGGCGAGGAUAUGAGGAACUUCCGUGUUAUCGCGCAGUAUACGCUCUGUGAUGGCAAGGCUGUCCUCGAUCGAAAGCAGGCACGUGGCCACUACAUAAAGCAUCCCGAAAACCUGCAAUGCCAGGGCGCGGAGGGCAAGCUGUGCUCAAGCUGUGGCGUCAAGGUCUGCAAUGAAUGCCGGUUCCACAUCCUCUACCGCACCAACUACGGUACACCGAACUCCGAUGGCUCGGCCAGCGCAGCCGAUGCCGACAACGAUGAUGAUGACAGCGACGAAGUGACGGCCGAGUCGACUCUGGCGCAAUACGAGCACGAUGCCAAUGGCGCGGCCUUCCGCUGCAACGAGCGGCGCCUACAGCCCGACAUGGCAGACAGGAAGCAGUAUCAAUGCGAGAACUGUACUUCUCUUAGCGGAGAACGCAAGAGCCAUCUCUGCAGGUGCACCCCAAAAUCCCAGUUCCUCGACCGCUGGGUCUGCCGCCCCUGCCAGCUUGCUGAGCGGAAGAACGGUGUGGCCGGCAAGAAGAUGUACAAACUCCCGCCGAACAAGUGGACCGUCAACGAAUCCAAUAGGUAUAGGCUUGCAAACCCGUGCACGUGCGGAAAGGAGCUUGGCACAGCCGGUUUUCACGUCUUCUGCGCGUGGUGCAAGAGCAAAGUCUACGAUGCGCUUAUCGACGGAGACAGAUCUGCUCGUAACGACGGGCCGGAAGAUGAGACGGGGUUCGCCUGGACGGAAGACGACCUUGCCGCUACAAAGUCACGGUGCGCAAAGCCUAACGAUUUGGCUUAG